CUCUCUCCUCUUUUUUUUCCUGAAGUGCUGCAGCGAGAGGACUGCACCGGGGGAAAAAAAAAAGAAAAAUUCAUUGUCGUGCUGCAAUUGCAAUUAGACAACACAUCUGAUCCCAUUCUGCACGUGUAAAGAAAAGAAAAAGGAAAGAAGCACACACAAGAUUGUUUUUCGGGGGUCUGAUGCAAUGGGUUUCCAUCAGCUCAGCCCACUCCUCUCGCCAUAAAUGACGCCAGGCCAAUGAUUGCCACAGCCAUUGUGGGUUAUCUCCCGUGGUGACUGCAGCCUCAAGAGUUUCCUUCCCUGCUGCAUCUUCAGACCCACCGAUCUCACCAUUCCUACAAUCCUCCCGUCAGCGUUCAUUCACCUCUCUUGCCCCUCUCCCCCUUUUCUUCUUCUCCUGAGUAUCUACUGAGGCCCUGUGAUAACCUACCUGCGGAGUCAAAAUGGAGGACACUUACAAUAACAGGACUUCUCUGGUUAAGGGGGCCAAGGACAUAGUCAAGGAGGCCAAGCGGCAUGCGACGAAGAAAGUAGGCAAGGCGGUGAACCGCGCAACAGAUGAGUACUCGUCCCACCGCAACUACAGCCGAUUCCAAGACGAGGAGGAUGAGGAUGAGGAUUUCUACAAGAACCCGCCGCGGCAGGAUGGAGGGGGCGACAACGAGGAGGGCUCCAGCGAUGCCACAGAGGGCCACGACGAUGAGGACGAGAUCUACGAGGGCGAGUACCAGGGGAUCCCCUCAGCAGGAGACAGUAAGCAUAAGGACGGCCAGGUGGCGCUGGGGCAGCCGGUGUCGGAUGCCACAAGGGACCGUAAGGAGCUGGAGCAGGAGAGGCAGGCUGAUGAGGAGGAGCUGGCCCAACAGUACGAGCUCAUCAUCCAGGAGUGUGGCCACGGGAGGUUCCAGUGGCAGCUGUUCCUGGUACUCGGGCUGGCACUCAUGUCAGACGGCGUGGAGGUGUUUGUGGUGGGCUUCGUGCUGCCCAGUGCAGAGACAGACAUGUGUGUACCCAACUCCAGCUCCGGAUGGCUAGGCAGUGUUGUUUACUUGGGGAUGAUGGUUGGCGCGCUCUUCUGGGGAGGGAUGUCUGACAAAGUUGGCCGCAGACAGAUUCUCCUCAUUUGCAUGUCCACAAACGGCUUCUUCGCCUUCCUGUCGUCUUUUGUCCAGGGAUACGGCCUGUUCCUCCUUUGCCGUCUCGCCGCAGGCUUCGGGAUAGGAGGUGCCGUGCCGAUCGUCUUCUCCUUCUUUGCAGAGGUGUUGUCCAGGGAGAAAAGAGGAGAGCACCUCAGCUGGUUGUGUAUGUUCUGGAUGAUUGGAGAGAUCUAUGCAUCUGCUAUGGCCUGGGCCAUCAUACCACACUACGGUUGGAGCUUCAGCAUGGGCUCAGCGUACCAGUUUCACAGUUGGAGGGUGUUUGUGGUCGUCUGCGCUCUCCCCUGUGUGUGUGCUGUGGUGGCUCUUACCUUCAUGCCUGAAAGCCCCAGAUUCUACCUCGAGGUGGGGAAGCACGAUGAAGCCUGGAUGAUCCUCAAACAGAUCCACGACACCAACAUGAGAGCGCGUGGGCAGCCGGAGAAAGUCUUCACCGUAAACAGGAUCAAGAUCCCCAAACAGUUGGAUGAACUGGUUGAAAUGCAAUCCGAGUCUGGCAACCCAGUAUCCAAGUUUUUCUUUCGGAUAAAGGCUGAAACACAGGGGAUCUAUCAUAACCUCAUGAAGUGCUUCAACUACCCAAUGCGAGAAAACAUGAUGCGUCUUGCCACGGUGUGGUUCACACUGUCAUUUGGGUAUUAUGGGCUGUCAGUCUGGUUCCCUGACGUCAUCAAACACCUUCAGGCAGAUGACUACGCCUCCAAAGUGAAGAUCCACAACAAUGAACGCAUCGAGGACUUCACCUUCAACUUCACCCUGGAGAACCAGAUACACAAAAAUGGCGUCUUUAUUAACGACCGAUUCAUCAAUAUGAAGCUAAGGUCCGUCACCUUCAUUGACUCUACUUUUCGUAACUGCUACUUCGAUGACGUGUCAUCAGUGGGCUCCUUUUUCCGCAACUGUACUUUCAUUGAUACUUUCUUCUUCAACACAGACAUCUAUGAGUCCAAGUUGAUAGACGGCACAGAGGUGAUCAACAGCACCUUCACCCACAACAAGACAGGCUGUCAGAUGACUUUUGAUGACGACUACAGCGCCUACUGGGUUUACUUCAUCAACUUCCUCGGGACCCUGGCUGUUCUGCCCGGCAACAUCGUGUCCGCCCUUCUCAUGGACAAAAUUGGCCGACUGUCCAUGUUAGGUGGUUCCAUGGUGCUGUCGGGCAUCAGCUGUUUCUUCUUGUGGUUCGGCACCAGUGAGUCCAUGAUGAUUUUCAUGUUGUGCCUUUACAACGGCCUGAGCAUCUCUGCCUGGAACUCCCUGGAUGUGGUCACUACUGAGUCAUUCCCUACUGCCAGGAGGGGAACAGGCUUCGGGUUCUGCAACGCUCUGUGUAAGCUCGCCGCCGUCAUGGGGAACCUGAUUUUCGGUUCACUCGUCGGCAUCACCAAGGCCAUCCCCAUCCUCAUGGCCUCGUCCGUGCUCGUCGGUGGAGGCCUGGUCGCACUCAGGUUGCCUGACACCAGGGAAAAUGUUCUCAUGUAACACCGGCCUGGCGUUCAACAGCAUAAAAAAACCUGGAUCAAACCUGGCUGAGUCCGAGAGGACGCUCAGGCAGCGUUGGGUAAGAAGUGCAAAUUGCUUGGUUCACACAUAUCUAUUCCUUUUUGCCAAUGUUACCUCAGUGAAGCCACCCGUUCACAGUGUAAUCAUACAAGUUAAACUCCUUCGAUUCAGUGUAAGUUAAUAAUAAGCUCAGUCAUUUUGUGAAUGUACUAUCUGGGAGUUUGCACAGGUUUUGGCUCAGAGACUUUGUUGGAGUUUCAGUUUCAGUGACUCUUUGCACCUUCCAGCUGCAGCCGUGAGUCACUGCUUGGUUAAACCUCAAGGCUUUUAAUAUUGAUACGGUCUUAUUAAGACGAGCCAGAUGGGGAGACAAGUGAAAAACAAGCUGUAAUGAGCACAGCCAACCUGCUGCUUGACAACAUCAGGAAUAGAUGAUCAGACAGAGCAGACACACGACACACCGGUAUGACAGCUGGCUUGCCCACAGGACCCACAUGCACAGGUCUUGUUGCAGACAGUGUGCAGAAAGUCCCUGUGCUUGAAGACAUAAAAAUCCACACAUAUAUCUGAGAUGCAAAUACAUAUCUUAAAAUAGACCGAUACUGUACAUAUACCGUAUAUCAUAAUACAGACACAACACUGCAUUUGGGUCAAUGUGACAUUUGCUCAGACGUCUGCAAACUUUUCAGAGUUAAUGAUCGUAGGACACCAAGCCCUUUGCAUUUCCUACCCAGCCGAGAAUCAAUAAGGCCAUAAUGAAAAACUGUAUUUUCUUGUACCAAUAAUUGUCUAGUAUGUUCAAUCUGAGGAUGUUUGUAUUAUUUUCUGCUUUGUUAUUGUAAAAGUUGGAAUUCUACAGAUUUUAUCCAAGUGUUGUUAGUGUGGGUCGUCUCUCAAGUGUGUAUUAUUUGUACAAAGGCUCUCUGAUGAGCUCUCCCUCUGAGUUUCGUUAGCUUUGUGUUGGAUCUUGCUCGUGGCAGUGGCAUUCACAUGUCAUGCCAUGCUGCUUCCUUUUUAAAAAUACUGAAUGGCCUUUUUUAAAUGUGCCUCUCCUUAACUGGAGCAGUCUGCCCAUAGUCAUGUGGUGUCCCGGGGGACACGAGGAUCAGACAGAAACUGCAAAACAGAAGUGAAUAGAUCAAAUACUCAUGGGAGAUUUGUGAUUAUGUGUGGAAUGAGUUAGGGUGUGAACCUCUUCUCCUUUAUUAGUCUUCCCCUUUUUUUUAUAAAGCUUUUAUUUCUGUGGGGAAAACCUCCUCCUCUCAUGAAGAAAAAAAUCAGUUGUUACGAAUAGUGACAGCGUAUGCUAAUAUGAUCAGAUGGUGUAAGUUACCAACGCAAGACUAUAAAGUAAUAAUGUAAAUAACAAUCAGGGCCUCUUUGUGCCGCCCAUGAUGAAAGUGUCUCCUAAGGAAACAUUGGCUUUUUUUUAUGAUUUUGUGUCUUAUUCAAAUCAUCUGGGCAAAAAUCGGCCCAAAAUCAGUUUCAAUAAUUGUUGAGAACAAACUCAAAACUUGAUGAUUAAUUAGAUUUUUAAAUAGGGAAAACAUUUUUUUUAACUUGCCAUAAUCGAACAAUUGAAAACAUGAUCUACCUUGACCUGAUGUAUCCUGUCUUUCAACAUUGGAGCCUCAAUUCAUCAUAGAGAAUAUCAAAGGGGGUGAAGUGUUAAAAUACCUCUAAAUAUUUAGAAAUCAAAUAGAUAUAAACAGUUGAGACUGUUGAGGUACUUGCAGUCUUGUUUAUUUUGUCCUUGGGGGUUUGUAUUUUCUGUGGCUAAUAGCUGAAUAGAGUUCUCCUGUGUUUCUGUGUUAUUGCAGCAUAGAGGUAGUUUCUUGCUCUGCAAACGGCUCUCGAGACUAUUCCAAAAAAAAAAAAGCUUCCAAACUGGUACUGUACACGUGCAUCAAUUUCCAUAAACCUAUUGUUUUCACAGAUUUUCAGUUGGAAACACAUAAUGAGGUGUGCUGCUAUUGUGCGAUAGAUAUUUUGGACCAUAUGUCCUAUUUUUGAAACUAAAGUAUGACAUACGUAUAUUAAAUGAAUGCACUGAUGUCAAAAGCAAUGACUUUUGCCCAGCGUCACUGCAGUGAAGUACUGAUCUGUAUGUUUCCCGGCUGGUCUACCUUUUGUGUUACAGUAUACUGGGGAGAAUUCAUGUUACUUGUUAUGUUUGAGGUAUUUGGGGGUUUUCUUUCUCUAUGUACUGUAUUUAUGUGUGUUUAUGCGAGGGUGUGUAAGAAUGAGAAAGCGAGGGUCCUGUAUGUGUGUGUGGAUGCACGAGUAUAAAUAUUAUGUACAUAUCAAAGCUGAUAUUGGUGAAGUUCUGGGUUAAAUGUGUAUAAAAUCCUUGAUCGACUCCUGCUCUGUCCAAGCGACAAAUACAUCUCCUGUAUCUCUGUUGUACAUCUCUGUGUGUCCUUGGCUUAAGUCCCUUCUCACCUGCUACUUUGCGUGUGUGUGCGCGUGUGUGUGCACCAACUUGCAUGUAUGUAAGAAAACUUCCAUUAUUUUGUGGUCAACUUUGCGUUCUUACUGUAAACUUCUUCUGGCAGAAAAUGAUGGCAAUAUUAAGAGUUUUGUUGAAGAAAAUGUGAAUGUAUCACUCUGUUGAUCCAUUUUAUGGAGGUAAUUAAGUGUAUGUGGAGAAUACAGUUGUGUGUUUUAUUGUAUGCCAGUCAUAGGAUGACUGAGCUGUGUGUUCAGAGAUCCGUAAGUGUGGAAAGAUGUGAAGAAAUAUUUGCCAAAUGAUGCUCUGUGAAUAAUGUUUAAAACUGGAAAGGCAGGGAUUGCAGACUGUGCUGCAUAUAUACAAUAAUAUAUAUACAAUAAAAGCUAUGUUCUCUAGCAAAA
This is a messenger RNA of Hippoglossus stenolepis (Pacific halibut), 5516 nucleotides long. It is a transcript of the gene sv2ca, whose product is annotated as synaptic vesicle glycoprotein 2Ca. Bases 444 to 2642 code for a protein of 732 amino acids. The record is from RefSeq and is a predicted model, not a curated record. Gene Ontology annotation, biological process: chemical synaptic transmission; transmembrane transport. Gene Ontology annotation, molecular function: transmembrane transporter activity. Gene Ontology annotation, cellular component: membrane. The transcript is spliced from 13 exons. NCBI's taxonomy places the organism in Eukaryota, Metazoa, Chordata, Actinopteri, Pleuronectiformes, Pleuronectidae.